AAUGUCAAAAAUCAAAAUAAAGUUCCCAAAAUGCCUGGUGCUGUUUGCGAAAUAAUCGACGAUAUUGAAGAUUUAAUAUCUUCACAGGAUAUUACACCCAAAGAGAGAUAUGCGAGCCGGAAAAAUGUUUCCGUACGAUCGAAAAAGAAGGAGAGCAAAGACUUAGAACCCGUGGAAAAAGUGAUUCUAGAGAGUGUCGUACCAGGCACUCAAACAAUCUAUGUGAAGACUUGGGGCUGCGCUCACAACAACUCAGACUCGGAGUACAUGGCAGGACUGCUUGCUGCUCACGGCUAUAAGCUAACGGAGGACAAGUGGCAGGCCCAGCUGUGGCUCCUCAACUCUUGCACCGUUAAAAGCCCUGCUGAGGAUCAUUUCAAAAACGAGAUAGAGCUGGGGCAGAGCCGCGGAAUUCACGUGGUGGUGGCAGGCUGCGUGCCACAGGGUGCUCCGCGCGCCACCUACCUGACAGGGCUCAGCGUGGUGGGGGUGCAGCAGAUUGACAGGAUCGUUGAGAUUGUAGAGGAGACUCUGAAAGGUCACACAGUCAGAUUGUUUGGUCAAAAAAAGACAGAUGGCGGUAAAAAGGCGGGCGGCGCCUCCCUCCUCCUGCCCAAAGUGCGCAAGAACCCGCUCAUAGAGAUCAUCCCCAUCAACACGGGGUGCUUGAACCAGUGCACGUACUGUAAGACCAAACACGCCAGGGGUGAGUUGGGGAGUUACCCUCCGGAGGAGAUUGUGGAGAGGGCGAGGCAGUCGUUCACAGAGGGUGUUUGCGAAAUAUGGCUGACUAGUGAAGACACUGGUACAUAUGGACGUGACAUAGGGACGAGCCUUCCCGAGUUACUGUGGAAACUCGUGGAGGUCAUACCCGAGGGCUGCCGGCUGCGACUGGGUAUGACGAACCCGCCCUACAUACUGGAACACCUCGCAGAAGUUGCCAAGAUCAUGCACCAUCCCAGAGUUUACAAAUUCCUCCACGUGCCGGUACAGUCGGGCAGCGACGCCGUGCUGUCGGACAUGAAGAGGGAGUACACGCGCGCCGACUUCGAGACCGUUGUCGACUUCCUCACUGACAAGGUCCCAGGAAUGACGAUAGCCACGGACAUAAUCUGCGGCUUCCCCACGGAGACGGAGCAGGACUUCCAGCACACCAUGGCGCUGUGCAAGAAGUACCGGUUCCCCUCGCUCUUCAUCAACCAGUUCUUCCCCCGCCCCGGCACGCCCGCCGCUAAGAUGCAGAGGGUACCAGGUCAAGAAGUCAAAAAGCGUACAAAGGAACUAUCAGAGUUCUUCCGCUCGUACGAACCCUACAGCCACCGGGUCGGAGAGACCCAGCAGGUGCUGGUGACAGAUGUGUCCCACGACAAGAACUACUAUGUUUCCCACAACGAGUUCUACGAACAAGUGUUAGUUCCCAAAGUGGAGGGUUAUAUGGGCAAGAUGCUGACUGUGAAAAUCACUAGUGCUACAAAGUUCUCUAUGAUGGGACAACCUAUAGACAAACCCAAGAUGCCAGGUCUGACGGAACCAUUAAAAAAGGGCGAGGUGUCAGGGUUGACGAAAGUGGAAUCGAAGAGAGUGUUGCCUGUACCGAUUUCCAUGUUACUAUUGGCUGUAUUAUUACGUUUGAUAUUUUGGUUGAUUUUAUAGUUGUAAAUAUAGUUUUAAAUAAAUAUUUUUGUAAGUGAA
Messenger RNA from Bicyclus anynana (squinting bush brown), 1692 nucleotides. Its product is annotated as threonylcarbamoyladenosine tRNA methylthiotransferase. The coding region runs from base 31 to 1653 and encodes 540 amino acids. Gene Ontology annotation, molecular function: 4 iron, 4 sulfur cluster binding; tRNA (N(6)-L-threonylcarbamoyladenosine(37)-C(2))-methylthiotransferase activity. The transcript is spliced from 9 exons. NCBI's taxonomy places the organism in Eukaryota, Metazoa, Arthropoda, Insecta, Lepidoptera, Nymphalidae. Gene Ontology annotation, biological process: tRNA methylthiolation. The record is from RefSeq and is a predicted model, not a curated record. Gene Ontology annotation, cellular component: endoplasmic reticulum.